AAUCCGAAGUUGCAGGAUGAUAUCGACAGAAACCUUAAAUUACGUGAGGGUGCAGCUCGAAUUUUAGGCAUGGCUGCCAACACAAUCCAACGUCUUGAUGCUGCUAAAACUAUCCUAGUCAGCAAUGCUCGUCUCGUCGUCUCUAUGCAACAGCUUCAACGUGAAAAAACCAGUGAAGCCACAGCUGCAGUUACUCCGAGUGCUAGUAAUAAGAUAGGUGUUUCAUCAGGAAAGCAGUUCUGUAUUGGCAAAGCCACUCUUUGUCUAUCAGGCAUUCGUAUUCCUCUUCUUUGGAAGGAUACAUCACUUACUCCCAAUGCUUCAUCGACGCUCAAUAGACUUUUGGAUCCUAAUUAUCAGUGGACAUCAGCAAAUCUUGGUGGUGGUUACUCUUCCCUCACCCUCACUCGUCAUCAACGACCUCUCUCGGCUGUCCUUUCAUCAAUGGGGAAUGCAAUCGGGGAGAAUACUGGAGAAUGGUGUUCAGCCUUCUGCAUUGUCCGUGUAGGUGAUCAGAUUAGAGAGACUCGUCUGCUCUGUGAGGUCCGGCCUGGAACUUCUGAUCUGGAAUUUGAUGAUGUGCUCACUUUUGAAAACGUUCUGCCAGACUUCGAAUGCACCAUAGAAGUGUAUGGGUAUCAGAGCACUGACCAGGGCUCAAUGAGUUUUUUGCGUCGCAAAUCCCGCGCGGAUACUGACUCUCUCGCUCAUCGUAAUUCCGUCUUUCUCGGUACUCUCACUCCUGAAUACACCAAAGUGAGUCCUUUCUCGUCCUUCUCCCCUCCCCCCCCCCACCCCCUACAUCCCCUCUUUUCUCCUGCUCUCUUUUUAACUAGCUCUGCAUUCGAUUGUUGUUUCACUCUUGUGGCUCGCUACAUAGCCAAAAUUGCUGAUCUGGGGUCAAAGGUCAAUGCACAUCAGUUGGAACUCCUCUCGGCACAGAAUCAUAACACCUCUCUUUCUCACCUCUUCUUCUCUUCUCCAUCCGCGUCGUCAUCGAGUAAUGUGAACUCCAGCAAUGUCAAUACCCUCCUCUCCACGGUAUCUGCUUAUCCCACUAGUGAGAAUGCUUUGCCAUUGUUUGGCCCAAUUUGCUUCUCACUGACUGCUCAACCGAAUUCUGUACACAAACCUUUGCGUUCUGGAUUACUUUUGAUUCGGACAGUGAACGAUGACGCCGAGACAGAUAUGGCAAAGCUGUAUUUCUGCGAAUUGCAGAACCAAUGUCUCUACGCGAGAAUGGUUAAGCCAACCUCAUCUUUAUCCACUAUUUUACCUAUUUCUUGUCUUAACUGUCUUGCUUUUUGGUUGCAGUCUCCGGUGAAAUGCGAAGAAAUCAGCCUCAGUGAAUCGCUGAGUGGAGUUAGGUUACGGAAUCCUAAAAUCGGCAUCCCAAGAAAACCUCAGUGCAAGUGGGAUCUCGUGGUUAAAGUCGAUCCCUCCACCCAAUUCCUUGAUGAUGAGCCUGUUUCUCGCGAACUUCCUCUUUUCCUGAAAUCCCUCACUGUUGAAGAACGGGAUCAUCUCUUCCUCAGUUCAUCGAAACCCGCGAAACAAAAUGGAGGAGAAGCAGUAUUGCCUAAGCCAAAACCUCGCCGCUCAAUGUCCAUGGGUGGUGGGUUUGCCAUUCCACCUAUUGCCGCCUCAUCUCCGGUCAAAGCAGUGGUGGAGGGAAGUGGUUUUCCAGUUUACGAUGGGAAAGAAAAUGGCGCAAAUGAAGGCGACAAAAGCAACAAGUGUCUAAAACUUCCCCGAAAUAAGAGCAUGAACGAAGUUCAGCAGCUACUGCUUUCACCCAAUCUCCCCCAUAGUUUGGUAAGAAGGAUGCCAACUCUACGUAUGUCUUCCAGGCUUUGUGUUGGGGAUCAAAAUUUGAGUCAGAAAACUGAUGAUCUGGAAGCAGAGAGUAUGGAAAGAGAAGUAACCCUUGAAGUGGCUGCUUUCGAUUCAUUCUUCUCAGCAAUUGAGGGUGGAAAUGAGGAGGAUAGUGUACCUUUGUUGGAUUGGAUAUCUGCUAUAAAGGAUCAUAUUGAAGAGCAAGUUGGUGGAGUUAGUUUAUUUAAAGGCCACGGAAUGGAGUCAUGUUAG
Rodentolepis nana is the source of this 2088-nucleotide messenger RNA. The record is from the annotation of a GenBank genome assembly. NCBI's taxonomy places the organism in Eukaryota, Metazoa, Platyhelminthes, Cestoda, Cyclophyllidea, Hymenolepididae.